This is a messenger RNA of Etheostoma cragini (Arkansas darter), 6111 nucleotides long. RefSeq names its product immunoglobulin superfamily, member 9Ba (gene igsf9ba). The coding region runs from base 468 to 4853 and encodes 1461 amino acids. Gene Ontology annotation, molecular function: protein binding. The transcript is spliced from 21 exons. The record is from RefSeq and is a predicted model, not a curated record. Gene Ontology annotation, biological process: cell-cell adhesion. Lineage: Eukaryota; Metazoa; Chordata; Actinopteri; Perciformes; Percidae.
AGGAGAAGCAUUUAAAGAUGUGGACACGUCUCUGUCAAUGCGCAUGAUACUGCGGUUCCACUACUAUGGCACGCUCCAACUCACCUUGAAUCGGCGCACGGCGGCUCUCCUGUCAUUCGGGGUGCGGGGCGUACGGAGGACCAAUACACGCCCCAAAGCCUCAAUCAGCAGCCAAUCCGAUGACAGAAGAGGCGGACCUGUGGCUGCAUUCUCACACUUGGUUUCACUAUGCGCUCGUGAAAACGGCUCCGUCUACUACGAACGCGGCGGUGCAGGUGCUCUGUCUCUUCGGGAGAGGAUGCGGAUGGAAGGACGGGGGAGGGAAGGGAUGAAGGGAAACGCCACGAGGAAAGAAAAUAGGAUAUGAAAAGGGGCUUUCGCUAAGAGACCGUGAGGUGCAAGGUCGAAUAUGAGAGUUCGGUUGAACGGGGCACUUUGCGUGGUAAAAGCUGGUCGGCAAUAGUACUAUGAUUUGGUAUGUGGCCACUCUGAUAGCAAGUGUAUUCAGCACCAGAGGAACGGCCGCUCAAGGUGCCCACGGAGUGAGAGAGGAGCCCCGGUUUGUGACGGCGCGCGCCGGAGAGAGCGUGAUCCUGGGGUGUGACGUGUCCCCUCCCCUGGACGGCCAGCAGCCCCCCUAUGUGGUGGAGUGGUUCAAGUUUGGAGUGCCUAUUCCCUUCUUCAUCAACUUCCGCUUCUACCCUCCUCAUGUGGAUCCAGAGUACACUGGUAGAGCCUCUCUGCACGGGAAGGCCUCCCUACAGAUCGACCCGGUGCGCUCCGAGGACCAGGGCUGGUACGAGUGCAGGGUCCUGAUGCUGGAGCAACAGUACGACACCUUCCACAACGGCAGCUGGGUGCACCUCACAGUCAACGCCCCACCUUCAUUUACAGCGACGCCGCCACAGUAUGUGGAGGCGAAGGAAGGGGGGAGCACUGUGCUUAGCUGCUCUGCCCAGGGAAAUCCAAAACCAAUGAUCAGCUGGCUGAGGGAGGGGGAGGAGCUCGCAUCCAACACAAAAUAUUCGAUACAUGAUGGCAGUCUAACCAUCCUUGCCAUCACUCGAGAUGACAGAGGGGCGUACACAUGCCGAGCCUUCAGUGACCAGGGAGAGGUGCUCCACACUACCCGUCUGCUGGUUCAAGGACCUCCAUACAUCGUCUCUCCACCAGAGAACGUCACUGUAAACAUAUCCCAGAAUGCACUCUUCACCUGCCAAGCGGAGGCGUAUCCCGGCAACCUGACCUACACCUGGUUCUGGGAAGAGGAUAAUGUCUACUUCAAGAAUGACCUCAAGCUCCGAGUGCGCAUUCUCAUCGACGGAACCCUAAUCAUCUUCCGGGUCAAGCCUGAGGAUGCUGGGAAAUACACCUGCAGUCCGAGCAACAGCCUCGGGAUCUCCCCCUCGGCAUCGGCCUACCUGACUGUUCAGUACCCUGCACGAGUGAUCAACAUGCCCCCAGUCAUUUACGUCCCACGGAAACUGCCAGGCAUCAUCCGCUGCCCGGUGGACGCCAACCCACCUGUGACAUCGGUAAAGUGGGAGAAAGACGGCUAUCCUCUCAGAGUGGAGAAGUACCCCGGUUGGAGCCUGAUGCCAGACGGAAGUAUCCGAGUGGCGGAGGCCACAGAAGACUCCCUGGGCACCUACACCUGUGUGCCUUACAACGCCCUGGGUACCAUGGGCAUGUCCCCCCCUGCCACUUUGGUGCUAAAGGAUCCCCCUUACUUUAAUGUGAGGCCUGGGGGGGAGUACCGUCAGGAGGCUGGGAGAGAACUAGUUAUUCCCUGUGCUGCUUCUGGAGACCCUGAUAUACCAAGCAUCACCUGGAGAAAGGUGGGGAAGCCAAGCAAGAGUAAGCACAACAUCCUACCCAGUGGCAGCUUACAGUUUCUGUCCCUCAGCAAGGAGGACCAUGGAGAAUGGGAGUGUGUAGCCACAAAUGUGGUCACAAGCAUCACUGCCAGCACGCGAAUCCUAGUCAUCGGCACCAGCCCGCACGCUCCCGGAAAUAUCCAUGUAUUACCCUCAACAACCUCUGCUAAUGUGUCCUGGGAACCAGGAUAUGAUGGCGGCUUCGAACAGACGUUCUCUGUGUGGUACGGUCCAGUGUCAAAGAAAACCGACUUCGGUCCUCACGACUGGCAUUCGAUGCCAGUUUCUGGUGCUCAGACCUGGUUGGUGGUGCCAGGGCUGGAGCCUGGGACAGAGUAUCAGUUCAGUGUGUUGGCACAAAACAAAUUGGGCACGGGCCCAUUCAGCGAAGUUGUGACAGUCAACACUGCAGGCUCUCCUCUAGGUACCCCAGAACCACUGGUGCUUCUUACUCCACCACGGUGCCUCACAGCUAAUCGCACGCAGCACGGUGUCCUCCUCACAUGGCUUCCCCCCGCCAACCACUCCUCACCCAUCGACCGUUAUAUCAUGGAGUUCCGCCUCGGGGAGAGGUGGGAGGUUCUAGAUGACCUGAUCCCGUCCACUGAGACUGAGCUCAUAGCCAGAGACCUCGUUCAGGAGUCCUGGUAUGAGUUUCGAGUGAUGGCUGUCAUGGAUGACCUGAUCAGUGAAAGCAGCAACGUAGUAGGAGUGUCUAGCACAGAUCCCUUCCCCCCUGCGGAGUUACCAGAAGAGGGGCUGGCGCGGCCGGUGGUGGCGGGUGUUGUGGCAACUAUCUGUUUUCUGGCAGCGGCAGUACUGUUUAGCACUCUAGCAGCUUGCUUUGUCAAUAAGCAACACCGUCGCAAACUCAAACGUAAACCAGAUCCGCCCUUGUCGGUGACACACUUCAGGAAAAGCAUUGAGUCACCGCCUCCUCUCACCCCCUUGCCAGGGGUAGAGCCCUGCUGGGACGAGCCUGCCAGGAGCAGUUUCUUGCCCCCGCCUGCCAGCCCCCUGUUAUCAUCUGGGAAGAUAAGUCCAGAGAGCUCUCCUCUGUCUCGGCCCCGCUCUCUUUCUUCAGAGGGUUCCCACGGCCCGGGCCUGUACGUCAGGAAGCUGCCCAGCCCUCAAAGAGAACGGGACAAAGAACUCUCCUUCUACAAGAAAACCAAGCGUGCCAUAGCCAGCAAGAAAUACAGUGUGUCCAAGUAUGAGGCGGAGGUCACCACGCCUAUCGAGCUGAUAAGCCGCGGCCCCGACGGCCGCUUCGUCAUGGACAGCCCACCGCCCCGGCGCAUCCACGGCUUCCCCUUCGCAGAGGAGUCUGACAUGUACCCUGAGUUUCGGCAGUCUGAUGAGGAGAAUGAUUUUGACCCCGGGCCUCUGCCGCCUAUCAUGCCCACGCUGCGGCCCCAGCUCUCCCCAACGUCCUCCAGCCUGGAGUCAACGCAACCCCCCACCUACAGCCCCCGCCUACACAGGGCCAUGGAAGGUAUGAGCUUUGCAGAGGGCAGUGCACUUCACGCCUCAGGGCAGGCCCCGACCUCCCGCUACAGGGGCUUUCCCCAGGGCCCAUUUUAUGGGUAUCUAGGCAGCCGCAUUGAUUCAGGGAUUCCGCCACCAUUCUACAUGCCUGACAUCAGCCCGCGUAGCUCUGCUCUAUCCUCCCCCCCAGGCACUGCCGAGGGGCCCUUUGGUUACCCCUCCAUCCCCGAGGAGAGUGGAGAGAUGGAGCACCAUCAGUACACUGCCUCUGGCCAUUCUCUGUCUCACACACACAGCCCUACUCCUCGCUCUCCUGAAAGCUGGCAGCCUCAUGAGUUACCCUUCCUCGGUCUAGAGGGUCCACGGUUCAUAUACCCCCCUCACCAUCCCUUACAUCAUCCCCAGGACCUCCCUGAUCCACCCCCAUACCCUCCUCACUCUCUUCCCCCCAGUCGUCUGCACCUCCAGUCCCUAAAGGAUCCAACAAGCCCUGGACUCCUGCAGCUGGAGGUCCCUGUGGCUCCCCCAGGCAGAGACAGGUCCCUGGGACCUCCGGUUAGGCGUUUAGCUAUGCAACAGGCCCAGAGUCUCGGCCAGCUCAGACACACGUCCCACGGUGUGGGUGUACCAGUGUUGCCUUACCCUGACCCGGCAGCCCGUACAGGGAGCCCAAGCACAGCCCCCAGUAGUAGCCCUCAGUCCUGGCUCAGCCCGAGGGCGGGGCGCCGGGCAGACCCCAGCCUACCCCCGCUAGUACUCCAGCCCUCCCGCCUCUCUCCGCUCUCCCAAAGCCCCCUUAGCACCCAACCGGGUUCCCCAGAUAUACUAGUGCGACCCCCUCCGCGCCCCAGCAUCCUCCGCACCUCUCGGUCUCUGGAGAUGCCUGAAAUCACCCUGCAGCCCUCUGCCACUGUCAGUUUCUCCCGGAGGUCCUCCCUGUCCGCCUCUCCCCCUCAGAGCCAAGGCGCCAGGCAACCCAGCCCCAGUUACCACGUCCACAUGUCCUAUGCCUCCACUGCAGCCAGUUACCCCUCCCAGUCCCCCUCUCCCCCUCUGGAGGGCAGGGAUGUUUUCGGGCAGAGGCCAUCCCAGAGAAGGACAGAGGAGGAGAUGCUACCCUCAGAGCCCUCUCAGCUCCAGAUAUCAGCCUCAGGGGAACCUCUAGGUGCGUCUAGUGAUCCUGCCGGGUCUGAGAGCUUACCAGCACUGCUACACCACUGUAUUACUAAAGCCAAGGGAGAGGCUGCCAACAACAAUAACAACACAACCUCCGGAAGGAGAACAGGUGUGUGUCCCUCUCAGACCCAGCAGCAAUCUCAGACACCCCAAGAGGGAGAGGAUCUCCACAGAAAGAGGAAAAGACAGAACAAGAAAAAAACCUAUCUCUAUUUGACCUCCUUCCUGCACCGCAGACAGUCAGAGGAGGACCAGACAGGCAUACUGGCCAGUGGAGACUCCGAGGGCCCAAAUUAUGGGACUCUACGCUGACCCGUGUGCCCACCAAGCCAUCGGACUCGACUAGACUCACCUUCCCUGAAGAAAAGAAGAAAAAAAACACCUCAGCCCUCUCUGCUCCACCCCAGUCUCUAGCUAAUACAUUUAUUAUAAUCUUUCAAAGUUCAUCUGUGUUUAAGGAGCGGGAAACAUCCAGCUGAAUACUCCAGGGGUCGGACAUCUUACUUGUAAGUGAAGACAAGAACAAUGGCUUUUCUGAGUUGUCACCACUACUUAUCUCUGAGGACUUUCACUUGAAAAUGCUCUGAAAAUAUAUAAUGUACAUAAAUAGUAAAAACAAGGGAAUUAAGCUUCUUCCUACAGUAAUAAAAAUGUGUUGGUUGAGUAUGUGACAACACGUUAACGAUUUUUCACUCACUGGUCAUUGAGGGGUCCAUAUCUUUAGGUUUUUCAGUGAUACAGUGUACUGUGAAGCCUGGUGCGUCCUCGGACAUGGACAUGAGUCUACCUUUCCUACAAUACAAAUAGUGUCAGUAUUUAAACACAGGGUUCUUACCACAAGAUAUACCUCAGAGUAAACGCAAAGUUGCUGUAAUUCUUGUGGUAUACUGUACGUACUUGACGUUUUCUUACAUAAUGAAACGUAUGGAUAAAAAGGUUUAUAUCACACUCCGCACUCAUUCAAACAGAUAAUAUGGCCUAACUUGAUCUAAUUUAGAAGCUUUUUAAUAUGAGUAAUAGCUGGCAUCUCGUGUUUAUUUUUAUUUAUGAUCCAAUGCCAACCACUAGAGGACUGUCUUAAUUGUAGUGCUAGAUGACUCAGUGGGAUUACACGCUAAUCAUUAUGGCAACGUAUUAAGAUGAAGACAGUAGCCUCCAUGAGAACUCUCAAAACAAUUUGGGAGAACAUUGGUUGGAGUUGUAGGGUCAGAACAACAGGGUGAUGAAUUGUGAAGUGUUCUGUAGUAUGCAUUUCAGUCUUUAGGAGUCAUUUGUGAAACGUGGCACGUCUCGAGGUGCCUUUUAUUUGCCUUUUCUCUCUUGGUUAUUCUAACAUAAACUGCCUUUACCUUCGCCAUCCCAUGUUUGUCUCUUUGGGGGCGGAGUGAGGGACUAUAAUACUAUGUGUGUUUUUACUUUCUCUGCCAAGGACACAUGAGAGAAAAUGCGACAGAAGAUGCAUAGCUCUUGUUUUUAUUUCAUUUCUUUUUUACAUUUAUAUUUGAAAUGGGUACCUGCUUCAACUGUGUACAUCCAAGUAAUAGGACAGCACCAGAUACCCAUGCAAAGA